AAUAAAAAGCGAGUGAGAAGAGAACAGAGCCUAACAUCACUCAUCUACACAUCCUGCAAUCGACUCAUCAAUCUGUAGUCGACGACGAAGAUGGCCUCACAUCUCUGCAAAUCUGCUUCCAGAGCCGCUAGGUCUCUUCUCUCCGCUUCCUUUCACUCUCAAGGACGCGCCGUAGCGGCGGCUGCAGCUGUUGCAUCCAUUAGAAAGGUUCCGGUUUAUGCUUCAAAUUACGGGAGAACUGGUUCUGGAAAUGGAUCUACCUCCUGGAUUGCAGGAGCACUCGCUCUUCCUGCUGCAGCUUACCUGAUCCAAGAUCAAGAGGUGCAUGCUGCCGAGCUGGAGCGCACUUUCAUUGCCAUUAAGCCUGACGGAGUGCAAAGAGGGCUGAUUUCAGAGAUCAUUUCUCGUUUCGAGAGGAAAGGGUUCAAGCUUGUGGGAAUCAAAGUAUUGAUUCCUACAAAGGAAUUCGCCCAACAGCAUUAUCACGACCUAAAAGAGAGACCCUUCUUCAAUGGAUUGUGUGACUUCCUGAGCUCUGGCCCUGUUAUUGCAAUGGUAUGGGAAGGAGAGGGAGUUAUUACCUACGGCCGCAAACUAAUUGGAGCCACAGAUCCACAAAAAUCAGCGCCUGGAACCAUUAGGGGUGAUCUCGCCGUUGUUGUUGGAAGAAAUAUCAUCCACGGAAGCGAUGGUCCAGAGACGGCAAAGGAUGAGAUUAAGUUGUGGUUUAAGCCAGAGGAAUUGGUUAGUUUCACUAGCAAUUCAGAGAAGUGGGUUUAUGGUGACAACUGAAUUGGUUGUGUUCCUCCUUCUACAUGAUGGAGUUUUCGGAAAAAAAAUAAAUUAUUAUGUCAGUAAACGGCAAUACUGAACUCUACAAGCCACCGAUAAGGGGCUGAGUAUAAUAAUGUUAGCGCUAGCAUACAUGUCAUUCAGAUAGGAAUUGUAUUGUUUCAUUUUCUGUUUUCUUCAGUCUGGUGAAGACAAUCUUUGACAGUUUAUUUGUUCGAUGUUACCAAUAAAUCAAAACAGACAAGGUUAACAA
Molecule: messenger RNA, 1045 nt
Organism: Vicia villosa (hairy vetch)
Lineage: Eukaryota; Viridiplantae; Streptophyta; Magnoliopsida; Fabales; Fabaceae
Product: nucleoside diphosphate kinase III, chloroplastic/mitochondrial-like
Exons: 7
Coding region: 91-792 (233 amino acids)
Biological process (GO): CTP biosynthetic process; UTP biosynthetic process; GTP biosynthetic process
Molecular function (GO): nucleoside diphosphate kinase activity
Source: RefSeq, a predicted model, not a curated record